AUGCAGACCUUCGCCUUCGGUAUCCUCGCCCUCAGCGGCCUGGCCUCUGCCACCUACCCCGUCGGUGGCUACCCGGUCGUCAGCCCUCCCAGCUACCCGGUUGAGACCUACCCUCACCAGGACACCACCACCUCCAAGGCCUCGACCACUGCUCAGACCUACCCGGUCUCCAGCCCCACCCCGGCCUCCAGCUACCCGGCGACCACCUUGAGCUCGGUCCAGACCUACCCGGUCUCGUCCAAGUCGGCCUCCACCUCGGCCACCUACCCCGUCAGCGCUCCCAGCUACCCUGCCAGCAGCGCCAGCACCACUGAGUACACCACCUCCACCUACUCGGCCACCACCGUCUACACCACCUGCACCGAGCCCGGCAAGGAGACCUACACCACCACCGAGGUCUACGUCACCACCACCGUGUGCCCCGUCUCCUCCGGCAAGCCCGCUCCUCCCCCGAGCAGCUACCCCUCGGUCCCCGUCCCCCCCGUCUACCCUACCACCACCCUGGCCACCUCCAAGACCGCCGGCGUGCCCUCGUACCCCGUUGGCACCGGCGCCUCGACCACCUACCCUGUCGGCACUGGCAGCUACACCGCCCCCAGCAAGCCCAGCUCCACCUACCCUGCCACCACCCCCUCGACUCCCGUCACUGCCGGUGCCGGCCGCGUCGAGAAGGGUCUGGCCCUCGCUGGUGCCGCCGUCGUCGGUGCUCUCUUCCUGUAA
This is a messenger RNA of Neoarthrinium moseri, 720 nucleotides long. RefSeq lists its product as uncharacterized. Bases 1 to 720 code for a protein of 239 amino acids. The record is from RefSeq and is a predicted model, not a curated record. NCBI's taxonomy places the organism in Eukaryota, Fungi, Ascomycota, Sordariomycetes, Amphisphaeriales, Apiosporaceae. The transcript has a single exon.